GGAAAUUAAAAAAUAAUAGCCGAAAAAAUCUAGAGAAGGCUAUAAAUAUCCGAAGACGGGUCUCAAAGUAAGGAUUUCUCGGAUUCUAUUAUCUCUGUGGUUACCAAACAACAAUCUCUCUAUUUCUUCUUUAUUUAUAACGCUCUGUACAACGGCGUACCGCAUAUAAUUACUUCCUCGCAAAGUAAAGUUGAAAUCUCUAUACCAACAAGGAAAAGGAAAAAGGCGAUUAGGGUUCCGCAACCGGCGAAGCGCACACUCAAGUUUUUCAAUUUUGCGGCAGAAAGUUCACAGUUCGUUCUCGUCCUCGCAGGUCGAUCGAGACAGAAAUACGUUAAAUGGCAUUCAUGGAUCUAUUUCCGACUGUGGAUUCUAUGGACGAUUCAUCCAGGAAAAGGAAGUUUAGGAGGAGGAACGCCUCUGAGAGUGUAGCAGAGACAUUGGCAAAGUGGAAGCAGUAUAAUGAAAAACUUAAUUCUGUAGAUGGCAAACCCCGUCGUAAAGCUCCUGCAAAGGGAUCUAAGAAGGGAUGUAUGAAAGGAAAAGGAGGUCCUGAAAAUGGUCGUUGCAAUUACAGAGGUGUUAGGCAAAGGACUUGGGGUAAAUGGGUUGCCGAAAUUCGGGAGCCAAAUAGAGGUAACAGGCUCUGGUUGGGUACUUUUGGGACAGCUCUUGAAGCUGCUCUUGCAUAUGAUGAAGCUGCCAGAUCAAUGUAUGGGCCAUCUGCUCGUCUCAAUCUCCCCGACUAUAGAUCAUCCUCUGUUGAAUCGUCCUCUUUGCCUACUACAUCAGCAUGUGAGUCUGCAACUUCCAGCCUCUCAGAGGUUUGUCAGCCUACGCCUGCAGAUAGAGAGAUCGAACCUGUUCUCAAUCUGAAGGCAGAGGAUGGGGAAAGGCAGUCAGUAGAUGCGUCACGUCUGGAUUUUUGUCCUCCAGCUGCCACAGACCAGUCAACAGAUCAGCAAAUGGAAAAAUUCUUCCCACAGUUGGAUACUGGUGUGUCAGAUGGAAUGGACAGACCAAAGAAUCAGCCAAUGGAAGAAUUGUUACUGCAGUUUGAUACUGCUGUUAGGAACGAACCAAAGAAUGAGCAAAAGGAAGGAUUGUCUCCGGCCACCAGGCCUGAGGAGCCAGCUAUUAAGAAUGAAAUAUCUGAGUGUGGACAAGAUCUUUCAGACUAUUUUGGUAUGGAUGAAUUUUUUGAUGUGGAUGAAAUGAUGCGCCUUUUAGAGGAGCCUACCAAUGGUUCGGAUGAAGUGCUUGGUAAUGAUGGCAUUCAGUCCGUAAAUACUGAUAUGGCUAGCUUGCCGUACCAAGUAAGCUUGGAUGCUGGAGAUCCUGGAAGAGUGCAGGCUAUUGAUCAAGCACCUCAAGGGGAGGAUAAUGGUCUAAAUUUCUUGGACCCUGGCGCUCAGGAUGAUGCGGGGUUUGCUUUGAAUGAUUUUGGUUUUAUUGGUAUGGAUACCGACUUUGGCUUCUGAGACGCCCUGGUCUGAUGUGUGGUUGGAUGACGGGAAAUAGCUAUUAGUUUUGUAGUGAUCUUUGAAGGGAAGGGUUUGAGUUAAAUACUUUCAGUUUAGAUAUCUUAUGGAAGACAUGGAAGUUGAAACCAUGGUGGUUAUGUUAUUUGCUAACAUUUCUUUAACCAACUAGCUGCAGACAAUUCUCUUUAAGUUUUCAGUAGGAGGAUUGUGCCAAUGGUGUAGGCUGUAGGAAAAAAUUCUUUGAUGUACAUAUGGAGCUUUUUGCGCUUCUGAGAGGAAUGUCAUUCUGUACAUAUGCGCGUUUUUUGUGUGUUUACUUUUAGGUUCAGUUUUCCCUCUGCUUCCUUCUAUGUGUGUUUCCUUUUAGGUUCUGUUUUCCCUCCGCUUA
Molecule: messenger RNA, 1872 nt
Organism: Oldenlandia corymbosa var. corymbosa
Lineage: Eukaryota; Viridiplantae; Streptophyta; Magnoliopsida; Gentianales; Rubiaceae
Source: the annotation of a GenBank genome assembly